This is a messenger RNA of Perkinsus marinus ATCC 50983, 573 nucleotides long. RefSeq lists its product as hypothetical. Gene Ontology annotation, biological process: proteolysis. The coding region runs from base 1 to 573 and encodes 190 amino acids. The transcript has 5 exons. Gene Ontology annotation, molecular function: serine-type carboxypeptidase activity. The record is from RefSeq and is a predicted model, not a curated record. Lineage: Eukaryota; Perkinsozoa; Perkinsida; Perkinsidae.
AUGAAUAACAUUAUGAUAUCGAUAUUGGUCAUACUGGGGGUGACCAGGAGCGCGAAUGUAUUGUGCCCUCUUAGUAAGGUUAGUCAAGAAUACGGGUACAUACAAGUGAGUAAGGAAAACAAAUAUUUCUUCGUGGCUAUGGAAGCUGAGGAAGACCCAAAAACAGCAUCUACCUUUGUGUUUCUCCGAGGAGGUUUGGGUUUCAGCAGCAUCGGAGGGGCAAUGGCGCAGGGACCAUGCUUCAUUUCAACGACUACGGACAAGCCUGAGUUGAACCCAUAUUCAUGGACGCAGAAGGCCAACAGCAUUUGGGUGGACGCCCCGGGACCUACUGGCUUCAGCGAAGGACCAAUUGAGCCAGACCUGAACGCGGUGGUGAAUAAUUUGAUCGAAUUCGUGACGCAGUUCUUCAAGGACCAUCCAAACUUCAACACGAAGGUGUACAUAGUCGGUCUCUCUGCUGCUGGUUCUAUCGCUGCCAUGCUGGGUACUGCCAUCAUUCGUCAAGAUCUCGGGAUUCACCUUGAAGGCGUCAUGCUGGGCUCUUCUGUCAUAGAUCCAGGGGCUACGUAG